Messenger RNA from Endocarpon pusillum Z07020, 1551 nucleotides. RefSeq lists its product as uncharacterized. The record is from RefSeq and is a predicted model, not a curated record. The transcript has 5 exons. Bases 1 to 1551 code for a protein of 516 amino acids. Lineage: Eukaryota; Fungi; Ascomycota; Eurotiomycetes; Verrucariales; Verrucariaceae.
AUGGGAGGCAAUCUUACGCUGAACGAGGGCUUCUUGCACAAUGCAUCCAGGACCACCAACCAAACCACAGAUCCAGAAAAAUGGAAAGUCCUCAUGUAUCAGAUCCCCGUGCCGCUGGGAGAUUGCUCAAUAUAUGUACUCAUGUACGACGACGUUAUACAAAAAUGCUUCAUCAUGGACGGAGGGACAAGCAGUGCAGGGUCCGACGCUGCAAAGCAGAUCAUGGACGCUUGGACCGUCAUCCAGGAGGAACUCAAAGACAAUCUCCCGUGCCCUGACAAGAACCAACAUCCUCUCAGAUUCGAUUCGUGGGUCGUAACUCACUGGGACCCAGACCAUUGGAGAGGUGUUGCCGAUUUGAUUGGCUCGCCCCAGGGGAACAAUGGGGGCAAAAGUAUUGGAAAGUAUUUCACGGAUGCGCGGACCCUCAUUGCAGGAGCCCCUUGCGAUGCAGUCCUGUGGAAAAAGGCAAAGGGCGAAAAACGUACCGACGCAGCAAAAAUCAAAGCUAGAAAACACUUGGAUUUUGAUCUGCGUGGCAAUUACAUGCGCCAUAAUUUGAUAGGCAGAGACCUCUUUAGCCCGGAGGAUCAGUACACGAAGGACGGCUCUGGCAAGUUGAAGUGGGCUGGUGAUCAGGGUAGGCCUCGAUUCGUCUGUUUAGGUGCUGGUGGCUACUGCAUCGGCAAAAACGGCGCAUCCAACGAUGACCCUUCACGGAACGAAGUCUCGAUUCUAUUGCUCCUGUACUGGCCAUCUACCAAUCGAGCAUCCUACUGGACCGGCGGCGAUGGAUUCCCCUCGCUUACCCAGCAUCUCGCUGAAAACAUCUUUGGCAAGGCAGGAUUCUUCGACAAGCCUAUCAAAGUGGUCAAGCUUGACCAUAACGGGUCAUCCAGAGAGUUUUCUAAUGUCGCCAAUACCAACAAUAUCUCGUCAACUUCCAUGGAGGAGCCUUUCUUCACAAUGACAGCCAAGGCAAAUCCGUCAAAGGUUAUCGUGACUCCCGGUGACGACUACGGGCAUCCUUGCUGGGAUGUUGUCCUGUUCUGGUAUUGCUGGUGCCAGAAUCGGAAAGCCAUGCCUGCGAACGAUUAUUCGGCAUCCAAGAAAGCUCCAAAGAAAAAGCUCAAGACUGCUGACCCGCCCGACCCAAGGAUGAAAAACCUUAUGGUGGUUUCAUAUUGUGCAGAUAUUUUGUAUACCACAAAGACACCAUAUUGGAUGGCAAAUCUCAAAGUCGGCCAGAAGGACGUAAACAUCACGGAUGGUCGUGCGAAGCUUGCCGAUAAGAUCAUCCAGGAAUAUUUGACGCACAAUGACGACGUUACAAUGAUGAACCUGUACAGAGAACUGUGGCUAACACCGCGGGAUUUGCAUCAUCGAAUCAAGCCAAAUUUCGACCGGGAUAACGACCCUAAAGCCUACGACUUGGCCCUCAAAAAUCCUGAGUCUCACGAUGUCAUAUACGACAGGGAAGACAUCGAGCAAGAAACUCGAGAGACUCUUGCCGACAUGACUUGCGAAUGGUGGAACUGGCUAUCACCGUAA